AUGGCCGCACAAAGCCCGUAUCUGAAGUUUAAAUCCUCUGGCCAGGCAAUUCCUCAAGUCGGAUUUGGCCUCUGGAAGGUAGCCCCUGAAAAUGCGGAAGAACUUGUCUACGAGGCCAUCAAGUCUGGUUACAGACUGUUCGAUGGUGCCUACGAUUACGGAAACGAAAAAGAAGCGGGCGACGGCAUCCGACGGGCCAUUGACGAAGGCGUUGUCAAGAGAGAAGAUAUCUUCAUCACCACGAAACUAUGGAAUACGUGUCAUCAGAAGGACCGCGCCAUCAAAAUCGCCACCCAACAGAACGAAGAAUGGGGUCUUGGAUACAUUGACUUGCUUCUUAUUCACUUCCCCGUUGCUCUGGAGUAUAACCCGGACUGCACAAGGGGAUGGUAUUACGAUGGGGAGUCGCAAGUGAAGCUGGAGCCUAUUCCCAUUCGCGAGACAUGGGAAGCCCUCGAAGAGCUCCACGCUCGUGGUAUCGUGAAGAACAUAGGCGUAUCCAAUUUCAACUCCCAAGCAAUUCUUGACAUCUUUACAUAUGCCAAGGUAAAGCCGAGCAUGCUGCAAAUUGGUGAGCCCGAUAAUGAAAACUAUAGCGACCAAUUGCUAAUUGUGCUACGAGAACAUCAUCCUUAUCUCGUACAGCAGAAUCUGAUCGACUUCUGCAAAGACCAGGGGAUGCUUGUCACCGGAUACAGCUCCUUCGGUCCGCAAUCGUUCCUCGAGCUUCCUCCAAGCUUCCCUACCAAGGCCGCCAAAACACCGUCCCUCUUCGAAGCGCCCCUCAUUCUCGAGCUCGCCUCCAAGUACAGCAAGACCCCCAGCCAGGUUCUUCUGCGAUGGGCCACGCAGAGAGGCUUGUGCGUCAUACCAAAGAGCAAUAGGAAGGAGAGGAUGGCGCAGAACCUUGACGUUACCGGAUUUGAGAUGGAGCAGGCCGAUCUGGCUAGGAUUGCGGACCUUGAUAUGGGUCUGCACUUUAAUGAUCCUGGUGUAUACUUGGUCAACCAACCGAUUCGAAUUUUCACUUAG
Molecule: messenger RNA, 1032 nt
Organism: Fusarium proliferatum ET1
Lineage: Eukaryota; Fungi; Ascomycota; Sordariomycetes; Hypocreales; Nectriaceae
Exons: 4
Coding region: 1-1032 (343 amino acids)
Cellular component (GO): cytosol
Molecular function (GO): aldose reductase (NADPH) activity
Source: RefSeq, a predicted model, not a curated record